Messenger RNA from Ostrea edulis (European flat oyster), 4226 nucleotides. RefSeq names its product nicastrin-like. The record is from RefSeq and is a predicted model, not a curated record. Gene Ontology annotation, biological process: Notch receptor processing; protein processing. Gene Ontology annotation, cellular component: membrane. NCBI's taxonomy places the organism in Eukaryota, Metazoa, Mollusca, Bivalvia, Ostreida, Ostreidae. The transcript is spliced from 15 exons. Bases 53 to 2167 code for a protein of 704 amino acids.
CGGGAUCGAGAUUCAGAGCCACUGUACACAGAGGAAAUGAUUCAAGAUCAAGAUGACAAUCCAUUAUCGUAUUAGUUAUUAUUUUGCCGUUUUUUUCAUAAGUGUUUUAAGUCUGAGUUUGAGUGAAAGAAUUAGUAGCAAGACUUAUGUCAAAGUGUCCGGGAAUGUGGCAUGUAUUCGGAGACUGAAUGGAACAAAUCAAGUUGGUUGUAGCUCUGAAAUAAAUGGCAAUGUUGGGGUGCUCCAUUAUGUCGAUAACAACACAGCGCUGGACUGGCUGAUAAAUAAUGGGCCUCAUAAACCUUAUGUGGCUCUUCUUACCUCCCUGAAUUUUGACAGGGCCACGGUACAGAAACUAAGGAACUCCAAGAAAAUCACUGGUAUCAUUGUCAUCCAUACCAAGGACUCUGCAACAACUCCCUUACCGGACAGCUUCUCUCCUGCUGACAAAUGCCCCGGGGAUCUGUAUGGUUUAUAUCACAACAGUGAAGACUAUGGGAAUUGUAAGAAUGUGACUUGGAAUGAGUUUGGAAAUGGAUUGUUUUUUGAAGACUUCGAGUUCCCAAUCUCUAUCGUAACUAAUAAAAAUGAAAGUGACUACCUCAUUAAGGAUUGCUAUAAAAAGUUCAAUGAGCCCAUGCAGGGAGUUCCCAGGGAAUACCCUCUCUGUGCUGUACAGAUGAAAUCUCGAAUGUCUGGAGCCAAGGACUCGGAGACAUGCAUGCGACGGACAAACACACCUACAAACCUCAACCCAGAUAAAUACUGUGAUCCUCUGGGCGACAAGAACGUCAUCGGAUUUGUUAAAGACGUUCCAGAAAAACACGAACCAGAGAAGAAGUCUGUUAUCAUGGCAGUCGCUAGAAUCGAUUCGUACAGUUUGUUUGAGAACAUUUAUCCCAGCGCUGACAACCAUGUCAGUGGAAUUGUGGCCCUACUGGCCGCAGCAGAAGCGAUCGGGAAAGUGAAAGAUCACUUCAACAACAACACUAAGGAUAUUCUAUUCACAUUCCUAAACGGUGAAGCGUUCGACUACAUCGGCUCCAGCAGACUGGUCUAUGACAUGGAUAGUGAUGCUCUGCCCGGGAAUCUCAAGAUGGAUCACAUAGACAAGAUUUUGGAAGUGAAUCAGCUCGCUUACAGAGACCAGGGGAAAAUCUGGAUCCACUCCGAUCCGAUCAGCAGAAGGGAGCCCAACAUAUCUACAGAAAUUGACGAGAUGAUCGCCUCUAUUCUGGAGAUUGGGAAGAACAUGUCGGACCUUGUUGAAGCAGUCAGUCAAACACAGCCCCUCCCACCUUCCUCCACACAGAAAUUUCUCCAAAAACAGAAAGUCCCUGCACUCGUUCUGACAGAUCACAAGGGGCCUUUCACUAACAGGUACUACAAUAGUCGUUUUGAUCUGGCUAAAACUAUCAGCGCUGAAUCUGAGAACAGGUCAGAUGGUGGCUAUGACUACGUAACAGAUCAGGCCCGGAAUCUGACUCAGGCAGCCACGCUACUGGCAAGGAGUCUGUAUGUGCUGGCCACAAACUCCACAGCACCCCCGGACCUUAAAGCCAAUGAACUGAGUGUCACACACAUGCUGUACUGUUUUUUAAUCAGUCCAAACUGCGAGUUAUUCAAGGAAGUCAUUCCACCAGCUAAAGAAGCCCUCAAUAGCUUAACUUCUCGGACGUCUCCCUUCCUGUUUUAUGUCAGUGUGUACAGUAGUGGGGGCAGUAACAACGUGACCAGGCUCAUUCAGCGACUUCUCACUCACUAUAUAGGAAACAAGGUCAACCAGACCUCAGCCUGCACCGCCACUGAAAAAGUGUCCACUCAGGCGUAUACCUAUCUGUGGAUGGCUGGUUCUUUGAAUCCAGACAAGAGGACAAGGACUAAAACAUGUGUAAAAAGCCGAGUCACGCAAACCAAGGCUUACUCCCCAGCUUUUGAGGCUACAGAUUACAAUGGGUGGAAAUCAUUUCAAUACUCUACAUGGACUGAGUCCAGCUGGCAGAAUAGUGCUAUUCUGAUGCGAAUUUUCUUGAUCCCAAGUAAAGGAAUGGAGACAUCCAUUUUGUCAGUUGGAGUAGUGCUAACCCUUCUGUCCAUGGUGCUUAUCUACUUUUUGAACAAAAAGGCAGACAUUUUGUUUGCACAUCCACGACCACGCAGCUGUUAAGAGGACCACAUGACCUUUGUCUCUGAGACUGAGCGGUGCUGUGAUAACUUUAGAAGUCCACCAUUUUAAUUGUCAUCCUGUUCAUAUUCUAUCAAUCAUGUACAAAGACUUCAAUAUAUUGUGUUUAUUUUUGCAUUGUAAACUUUUUACAUAUUGAGUUUUUGUACUAGAUGUAAAUUGGAGUUUAGAAAUGUAAUUCUUAUGCCCCUGUAAUCAAAGAUUUUGGGACAUAUAGUUUUUGGUCUGUCUGCUUGUCUUCAAAAAUUUUAACCUUGGCCAUAACUUUUGAAUGAUGUGAUAGGGCUUUCAUAUUUCACGUGUGCAUUCCUUGUGACAAGACCUUUCUUUUGGUACCAAACAUUUAUCUUGUGACUUUUACCUUAGAGUUUGACCUACUUUUGAAAACCUUAGUCACAACUUUUGAAUGGUUUGUGAUAGGGCUUUCAUAUUUUACAUGUAAUUUUUCUUAUGAGAAGACUUUUCAUUUGGUUUUUGAAAAAAAAAUUGACCUCAUGACCUUGGAGUUGGACCUACUUUUGAAAAACUUAGUUAGGCCAUAACUUUUGAAUAGAACUUUUGAUAGAACUUUCAUAUUUCACAUGUGUAUCCCUUUGACAAGACCUUUCUUUAAGUACCAAAUUUUUUUACCUCAUGACCUUGACGAGGGCGUUUUAACUACUUUUGAAAAAAAAUUAACUUUGGUCACAAGUUUUGAAUGGUCAUUGAUAGGGCUUUCAUAUUUCAUAUGUGUAUUCCUUGUGACAAGACAUUUCUUUUGGUACCACUAUUACUUUGCUUCCUUACAGGGGCAUCAGUGUUUCACAAACACAUUUUGUUUGUAAUGUGAAAUGUUUUUAUAUCCAGUGGUUUAGCAAAGUAUCCCACAGGCUUACAAACCCAAUUUCCAUGAGAUUUCAAAUUGUAUGACUUGAUCGUAUGUAUGAUAUGUACUAUAUGCUAGGAAAACAAGACAUGUUCAUAUAUCAUGAAGUGCAAAGUCACAGAAAUGACCAGUGAUAUGAAUUCAUUAUUCUGUAUUCUGAAAAAAGAAACAGAAUUGUUCUUGCAGUUGGUAACUUUUACAUGUGAGUGUAUGAUGUACGUAUUUAGCACCCCCACCCCCCACCCCACCCCCUCCCUUAGCAGCACAGCCGGGACUGAGCUUUGAAUAUAUCUUUUUUUAUUAUUCCCCCCAUUUCUCUAUCAAGGUUAUUCAACAUGAUCAUAAUGAAAGCUUCCAAUUUUUUGUGACAUUAUAUUGCAUGAAUUGUAGAUCAAACAUGCUUCAUAGUUUUCCCUGUAAAUGCAGCAUGGACGGAGGAAUUCAGUUGGAACUUUGUAGAAGACAAUCUGUAAAGAGUCUAAUAUUGUACCAAAAAAAUUUGAUAUACAUUAUGUAUAACAUUUUCUUCAAAUUUAGAGAUAAACCCAGAAAAAUUCAGAGAUGAGCCCAGAAAAUUAGAAAUAAGCCCAGAAAAUUUAGAGAUAAGUGCAGAAAAAUUUGAAAAUAAGCCCAGAAAAAUUUGAAGAUAAGCCCAGAAACUAAACUCUGAUUUCCUUUAUCACAAACCAACUGGUUUUCUGCACUUCAUGGUGAGCACUUCAGAUCAGACUUGUCUUUUAAACAUAUUUCUUGUUUUGAUUAUAGCCACACAAGAUUAUCAAUCACUAUCUGUAAACAUUUCCUGAACUGUUCAGCCUGGAAUUGUUUUGUAAGUAUUAUUAUUAUUCAUCAUGCUACUUUUAGUCAGCUGACAUGGCGGUGGUAUAAUGUUAACUGUUAGGACCGGUAAAGACAUGCUUCCUAGUGUAGUUUUAGGGGGAUCACUGUUGUGGAUUUGUGGAAGAAACAUUUAUCUAUAUAUUUAAAUAGCAACUGUCAUAGUAAUUAUUGUUGAUAUGUUGUAGAAAUACAUUUUGAGAUUGAUUUUUUUUUAAUGAUGUUAGGUGUAAAUAUUUUGGUUUAAUUCAAUGACGGCUAAUCAUUGUAUGUGUAAACAGCCAGUGUAUGUAUGUCUAAAUGUUACAAAGGUUUCUAAAAAUAAAUCAUUCCAAAGUA